GACGCAGAAGGCGUGGAUCCCCUAACGGGUCAGAGAGAACGUCGGAGAAGGAUUGCGACCGCUCAGUACGAGGAGUGGCGAUGGGCGAAUUUGAAGACAGUUCUCCACGGGGAAGAAUCUACCCUAACGUACCGUGCAGCGAGAGACGCGUGGAAAAUGUCCGACCACUUCGUUCUAUGCGAGGGCAACGUGCUCUACAAUGUAGGAACGAGGCCUCUGAGAAGUGACCAACAGCAAGAAGAUGCGAUGCUGCGUCAAGUAGUGCCCUCAACGAUGAUUCCGGAGGUACUACAGAACUGUCACGACUCGUUGGAAAGAGGCCACCAAGGUGUCGCCCGAACUUUCUACAGAGUGAAGUUGGACUAUUACUGGAUCGGUCUAUACGCAGACGUGGCGAGGCACGUACGGUCCUGUCCCGACUGUAGCUCACGCUAA
Molecule: messenger RNA, 435 nt
Organism: Phytophthora megakarya
Lineage: Eukaryota; Oomycota; Peronosporomycetes; Peronosporales; Peronosporaceae
Source: the annotation of a GenBank genome assembly